UCCGUCCACCACCACCACCACCAGCAGCGAGGACCCCAGCCACCACCACCACCACCACCAUCACCACCCCCACCCCCGCUACGGCCGCAGGGAGUCUUGGCCCUGCACCAACGCAAACCACCUCACCCCCACCACAACUACCACUACCACCACCACUAGCGGCUCCUCCUACUCCUCCCCGGCAAACAGCACCUGCAGCAGGGCCUCAGACGGGACGCGCAGCCCUCGGCGAGUCAUCUCCUCCAAGACAAGCAGCCUGGAGAGUGUGGCGGAGGGGCGAAGAAGCCGAGGACUCAGCCCCAACCCUACCUCAAGCCCUAGACGCAGCACCGCCAGCCCGAUCUCCCUCCGCACGGGCUCCAGGAACAGCUCGCUCGGGAACCUCUCGUGGGGAAGCAGCGAGAAUGUGGGGCGGCGGUCGGCGUCGUCUGUGGAGGGCAAGGGAAGCGAUGGGGGCGACUGGGACUCCGGCGUGGACUCUGUGACUUCCAAGAUGGUGCUUAUUAAGUGUAAGGAUGCCAACUACCUGACCCGUAUCUACCUCGAUCGUGAAGGAAUUCAUGCCCUGAAGAUCGUCGGGCGCGUCGGAGUGGGCGGGUCCGCGCCAGACCACGUGAUGAGCGAGGCCCAGCCCGGCCACGCCCACCUCCUCCACCACCAGCCCAACGAUGACGUCACCAAGUUCACCGGUGACGUCAGCGGCCGAGACAACCAGUCGGCGAGCGUGAUAAGCCAAGCCACCGACGGGGAGUUCGAGCACGACACGGCCGACUACCAGUGGCUCCUCGACUAUGAGUAUCGUGAGAGUUACAGCCGAGAGGUGGGCCCGACGUCCCUAUCCUCGACGGGCAGGGAUGGUUCAGGCCGCGUCUCUGUCCUCGAGGCGAGUCGCGGCCCCCUCCAAGAUCUUUCCUACGAGACGCUGGCCAGGAAUCUCGACGCCAACCUCGCCGAGAUUGAUAUGGACGACUUCCACAGCGAGGACAUCCACAACCUUCUCACUCUGCCGACCAUGUGUGGAGAGUUUCAGAGUGCCGGUGACGGGGAGAUGUUCGCCAGCGUGUCGGGUUCCAUGAUGAACAAGAUCGACCUGGGAGCCUCCGUCAGCCCUCACGCAUCCUCCCACUGCGAUGAUGAGGACGAGGACGGCGAGUACAAGGAAGAGGAAGAGGAGGAGGAGGAGGAGGAAGAGGAAGAGGAGAGCUGCGACAGGAGGGACGACGAGGAAUACAGCGGGGUGAGCGGCGACCUGUCCCUGUACCAAUCUGGGCCGUUGUUCUCGCCCCUGAAGGAGCCGCCGCCCCUCGCCAACACCACAUUCAGUGUGGACUCCCUGGACUGCGACUCCCUGCAUGACGACCUCAUCCUCACGUGCCAGGCCAACAAGGACAACUACACCAUCGCCUUCGAGGGGUCCUUCGUGCAAUAUUCAGAGGACUCAGACUACCAUGAAGCAGAGAGCGAGUCCAGUGGCAGCAACCACUGGUCUACGGAGAGGCUGGAGGGCCGUGCCUCCGCCCCCGCCAUGACCCACUCGGACCAGCCCUACACUACCUGGUCCAGGGUCGGUCGCCGUGCCUCCCGCACGCCUGAGGUGCCUUCCAGAGCCGUCAGUGGCCAGCAACAGGCGGCAGGAGCGGCGGAGGCCACAAGGACAUCGGACCAGAACCAGUCCAGCACCAAGAGCAACAGCAUGCCCAACCUGAUGCGCCGCUCACUGAUGCGCCGCUCCCUGGAGGCGUCCGGCGGCUGUGUGAAGGUGUUUGACCUGCAGAACAGCAUGCGCUCCAGCCAGACCAGCAAGAUCGCGGGGGAGACCAAUAAUUUCUCUCUGGUGAAGCUGUUCAUGCGGCAAAAGAGUCUGAGCAAGGAGGCAGUGAGUCUGUCAUCCAGCAUCUCCCAGGAGGGGCCGUGCUCCAGCUCUGACAACCAGUCCAACGUGCACGACUCAUCGGACUGGCCCAUGAACAGCCAGUCAGAAAACGACAUGGAUGGCAGCGCCUCUCCCGUGCCGCCACCAACCCUCAUGCGGCAGAAUGGCGUCAUUUAUCACCACCACCACCACCAUCAUCACCACCACAACCACCACCAGGAACGAGGCUUCCGGCGCCGCACCGGUUCUUUGGGCCAUGACAUGACACCGAGGACCAACCAGCAGCAGGAGUACAGCUCGCCGGACCACAGCACCACCACCAGCGACACAUUCGCCAACAACACCGCCAACACACAGCAGCAGCAGCAACAGCAGCAGCAGCAGCAGCAGCAGCAGGACGGAAUAAUCAACAACAACAACAUUAUCACAGCUGCAAACCACCCGUUGGACAACACCGGCCUCACGCUCGCCAACACCAUGGACAACGUGACCAGCUUCGAGGACAGCCUGAAGGAGACCAACCCGUGCUCCAAGCCGCCCGUGACCAGCCCCAUCCGCGAGGAGCCUGAGGGAAUGGACAUUUCAAUGGACAGCCGCGGCGAGAGCAAAGUGCUGCUUGACCAGUCUGAGAAGGAGACUAAAAUCAUGCAUGAAGUUUUGCGGCUGCGGGACAAACUUAACAUGGAGAAGAACCACAUUCCCGCCAAGGCGUCACAGAAGGAGAAAAACAACAACAGAAACAACUUCAACAACCUGCUGGGCGAGGAACACAAGCGAGCACAGUCCCCCGGCGCUUCCAAAAAGGCUGCUGCCGCCGUUGUGGUCGCUAACAACAACAACAAACGAGAUGGGUCUGGUGCCACGUCCAUGCGAAGGCGCCAGGAUUCCGGGAACUCCUCCAGCGGGUACGCGUCCAACAGGGGCUCGACUGAGAAGAUCAGGCGACCGUCAGACUCGGACCUUAGCAGCGUGUCGCAGCAGAAACCUCGCCCCAAGCCGAGGGUGAUGAAGCAGAUGUCCGACCAGUGCCUGCAGACCUCCAACCUGAAGGUGUCGGCGAUGGUCAACACAAGCUUCAACGUGGAGAAAAAGGAAGUGUACGUCUACUACCCCAACUACGCACUGCCAGACCUCGGCUUCCUCAAGGACAAGAAGUACAACAUUGAUGCCCGAGUAUUCCUGGUGCCACAGCAUUACACGGCCCGUCCCGAUGAGGCGCGGCGAGGAAAGGAUCCCUCCAAGCUGCGACGGCCCUUCUCCUGUGGCGACAUGGAGAAGCUGAAGAAGCACGGCUUUGGCCACAUCAAGGACUGGGACUCCCUCAACUUCCUGCUACCAAAAGAACUGAAAGAGAUGCUUCUCGAUGAAACUGAGUGCAUGGAGACCACGAAGCCUUCCUUCUGUCAGUCCCCGAAGCCUGCCCGCCGGCCCGCCAGUGCAGACUAUUCCUUGCAGCAGAAGUGUUCCCAUGACAUCAUCAAGGCGUCAGCCAGCAACAGCAGCCUCAACUCCACCCAGCCGUCGUCAGGCUACCGAGGCUCCUCCACCAUGCUCAACGACUCAGAGGGCGAGAGCGGCAGCAGCAGAUUUGAAACACCAACAGACACUGAGGGCAUGGAGAAGCCACCGCCCUUGCCCAAGCGGUCCAUCUCUCUGCCCGUAGAGGAACGCCAAGACUCUGAGGAUCCAGACACGCCCCCGCCUCGGCCGCCGCUGCCCAGAGGGAUUCUAAGGAAGUCCUCGUCACUCAAGGAUGACGGAGGCAAAGGCACCACCAACAAGAGGUUCAGCGCCAUUGAGUCUGGGCGGGGUGGCAUGCGGGAGGACCUGCUUAAGAGAAGGUCGCUGCAGGAGCCCAUGGAACACAUGGCUCACCGCGUGGCCCGGGACACCAUCCCCGAGGCGGCCCCCAGCAGUGUGCCUCACGAGGGCGAGGAGGAGGCGCCUCCCAGCCUGCCCUCCCCCAUGGGCUGCAGCUGCGUGAGUCAGUGCACAGGCUUCUGCGGUAAAGGUCUCCAGAAGAAAAACCUGCUGAGAGUGAGCGAGUUGCCAGAUGUGUCCAGUCACGAAGACCUGACGGAGGACGACCUGCUGCGCAUCCGAUCUCAAGUGAGCAACCUGCUGGUGGCGCGGGGCAGCGUGGGCUCGCUGCUGACAGACGCGGGCGCUGCCUGCGAUCUCUGCCCCAAGAAGAGCGUCAGCUUCGCGGAGAAGAACCAGUGCUUAGAAGGCGGUGGUGGUGGUAGUGGCGGCGGCGUUGGUGGUGGCGCUCCUAUUGGCGGUGAAGCUGCUGGAGCGGCGACGGAGGACGAAGCCAGACCGAUGGUUUACGACGCCCACGACAAGAAGACGCUGGUGCUGUCUGUGCGCGCCGCUGUGGAGAAACUCGUCACGCACUUCUCCACAGGCGGGACACAGCAGGAGAAGGUUCGCCUAGCGCUGUGACCCCCGGCCGUGGCGCAGCUGGCCCUGGACAAGCUAUGCCCUGCAGUGUACGCCUUGCUGAGUGAUGGCCUGCACCCCUCCUUGCAAUCACUCUUCGGCAAGAUCAACAACUCAGUCUGGCGCGUCAUCGAAGUCACGAGUCAGAUCAGCCCCUCCACCAAGGCCCUCAACGACCUGGUCCUCACCCUGAACAGCGAAGAGUGUCUCUCAGAGGGACCAAUCAAGUUCAACGCCUUCAUCUUUGGCCUCCUUAACAUCCGGUCGCUGGACUCGUGGCUUGGUUACCUGCGGACAAGGGAGAGCGUCAUCCAGAAGCACUACCACCCCGAGGCCUUCCUGUACCUGGCCAACACCGCCACCAAGUCCCUCUACGAUGACCUGCUCCUGUCGCUGCGGCCCCUCGCCCUGCUGCCCUUCAACCUGGACCUGCUGCACGAGUACAAGGCUCUACAUGCCAGCCUGCAGAAAAUGGAGGAACGCCUUCUGCUCCACGCUGGCUCCAAAGAAAGUCCAGGUGAUCGCCCGCCAUCAGUUCUCGACCUUCACUCCAAAGAGACGAAGGAGUUCAAGAACGCCGCCCAGCAGGACCGCGUCAAGGCACUUAUGCGGGUGCUCGCCUCGCCAGAACUCGACGAGCACGAGCUCCUGCACUCCACGCUGGACCAUUCGCGGGAUCGAAGCCGCAGCCCACGCCCGCGCUCUUGUUAUGACCACGUGACGGGAGAGGAACUCAGCCCCGCACAACGCAAGCGCUGGAGCGGCGUCCAGCUUGGCUCCCGGCUACUGACAGCCAUCGACAAGCUGAUGUUGGAGGAGGCCGCCGGCACCUCCAGCGAGGACUACACUGACUCCAUCGACAACCCGAAGAGCGGGCGGCCAUCGGGGCCGCGGCGGGGCAGCGUGGGCCUCAAUGACGACCUCCCGUCAGACCUGAGGAUCAGCGACGUGUCGAGCCGAGACGGUGACGUGAGUGAGCGAUCAGCCUCUGAGAAGGACACGGAGAACGAGAAGGGCGCGAAGGCGUGUGUUGAGAGUGAGCGAGAUGAGGAACCAGAGGGCGUCAGGUUCCGGCGACUACAACUUAAAUGGGAGCAGAUGGCCAGCCCUGAGAAGAAGCCUGCCAAGGCACAGCAGCAGCAGCAGCAGCAGCAGUCACCGCCGCCGCCGCCGCCGCAGCAACCACCACAGCCACAGCCGCCUCAGCCCGAGAAGUCCAUCAGCCCCAGUAGCGGCAGCAGGUCCAGAAUACCGCGGCCUGUGAGCAUGACGUCCCCCCAGCGACCCUUCAAGGCCUUCGACCCCUCCAAGGAGAAGACGUCGCCGCAGGUCAAGCAGCCACCGAAGUACGUCCCGGCGUCCCCCAAGGAGCUGCCCAAGCCUGCCCCGCGACGCUCGCUGAAGGACAAGGCGGCGUGCCAGUCCCCAGCAGGCGACGAGCAAGGAGGCGCCGCACGCCCUCCCUCGGUGCGCUCCCGCCUUGCCCCACGCCCCACCUCCAUCUCCAAUAACAUGGUGCGCGCCUCCUCAGUGCCUGGCCGCGUCCCCGCUUCGGCAGACAAGAGCAGCAGCCCCAGUGGCAGGUAUGAGGGCCAGCGUAGGUAUGGUGGACAGCCCAGGUCAGCCAGCCACGGGAGACGCGUGACGCCCGGAGACUCCCCCAAGCUGGUCCAGACGCUCCACCACCGCCUGGCCACGGACAACGGACACCUCAGCUUCAACCGCGGCGACAUCCUGACGGUGGUGGUGGAAGUGGACGACCGCUACUUGCUGUGCUGCCACAACGACCGGAAGGGCCUCGUGCCGCGCGCCUCCGUCAUCAUCCACGAGGAAUAGGGACGGUGCUGAGCGGGGCGGGGCGGAGCGGGGUGAGGCGGGGAUGGGGUGGCGUGCCUGUGAGACUGCUGCCCACAUGCCCACCUGCCCACCCCCGCUUCGCCGACCCCCCGCGUCCAGUGAAGCAAGACUAUUGGUGAUCAUCUCGGACGAAGUGUAGCUUUUUUUUUCACCUUUUUCGUCCUGUCUCGGAGGCUAAACACUGACGCACUCAUUGUCAUUGAUUUAUCCAUUCCAUUACUUAUUUAUAUUUACACGUAAGACCGUUUUUCAUAGAUUCACUGUGCCCAGAAGCGGGUGGUUCGCUAUUAAGGCUCUCUAGAGGCUGACGCCGUUAAGGUGUUGGAGGAAUGAAGCACGGUGGAAAGCUUGAGAUUAAAUAAAAGAAAUAAUGGAGGUAAAAGAAGAACAGAGUGAUGCCAGUACAUAUAUAUAGCUUAUAAGACCUUUUAUAUGCUACUCACAAAACCUUCCCCCUCAAAAAAAGUUAAAAAAAAAAAAUCUUUAUUGACAACUUGUACAUGAUUUUGAAGUGACAUUAUCCACCCUUUGCACAUGCCUCCCCCCCACCCCUUACCCUGCCUUCUCCUCACCGUGUUAUAGCGACUACUACUGCCACUAUUACUACUACUACUUCUACUUCUUUUUCUACUUCUUCCAUUACGAAAUUUUUCUGGCUGUUGAUGAAUUCGUGAAUGGGAAUUUCUCUCUCUCUCUCUCUCUCUCUCUCUCUCUCUCUCUCUCUCUCUCUCUCUCUCUCUCUCUCUCUCUCUCUCUCUCUCUCUCUCUCUCUCUCUCUCUCUCAGGUGCAGGUGACUAUAUUUCAUUGCCUUAUCCCUUUCUUCGCUGCAACAACUCCUGUACUCUCUCUCUCUCUCUCUCUCUCUCUCUCUCUCUCUCUCUCUCUCUCUCUCUCUCUCUCUCUCUCUCUCUCUCUCUCUCUCUCUUUCGCCAUGCCUUUCCUCCCUUAUCUUCAUCCUUCGUCUCAGUUCAACUUUUCUCCCUUGCGAAGCGACACUCGACAAAGGUGUUCAAGUCUCCGUAUGAAAAGAGUGAAAACCCACGCAGUAAUAAACACGAGGCGAGAAUUGUGACCCGGAAACUUGCACGCGGUCAAUUUCUCGUAAGUUUGUUUCAAUUCAUAACUUUUUUUUUUUUUUCGGAGUUUCCGUGUUUGUAUUCUUGUGGCAACGUGUAUAUGGUUCGGUAGAGAAGAUAUAUAAUAAGUGGUAAUGAAAGGUGGUAAUGUGAUAAGAUUUAGUAAGGGAAGUUACGUACGUUCAUCUCGCCUAACUGCUUUGCUGGGAAGAAAGAAAUUGAAAUGGUUGUAAUGAUAAGUUGAAAUGCAAGGAUCAAAUUAAAUAAGCCUAAUAAUAAUGACGAGUUAAAAUGGAGAGAUCAAGAAAAUGGAUAAAAUGAAAGGAACUUUAAGAAAACUGCGAAUUAUUCAAGCUGCGCGUGUGAAGCUUGCGUCUGCGGUGUGAUGGAGCGGCGGGUCCCUCGUGUUGCUUAACUCACACACUCUCUCCCAUUGGCUUACUCGUCCGUGCUCGCUCACUCCUCGGCGUAACUCGCCAGUGACCACGAGUUCAUCGUCCGUAUACACAGAAAACACUUCCUUCCUAUACUCUGUAUGGGUGCAUGAAACUUCUAUUUGUUCAUAUCUCACACUCUUCCUGUGCGCUCUGUAAGUAAAUGUAAAACUCGUCACAUCUCACACUCUCCUCUUCUUUCUUUCUUUUUCUUUUCAUCGGUAAAUGUAAAACUUGUACUACAUCACUACUUUCUUUAUAACUCUUCGCUGUACUCGUAAUUGGUAAAUGCAAGACUAGCUUACAUUUCUCUCCCUCUAUCUUCCUCCACUCCUCUUCCCCACCACAGCCCUCAGACCACGGCACCCGCCCCCAAGCCUCGUCCAAGCUGUGUCAUCACUCUCCUCUAAGCUGUGUCAAGCUCACGUCUACUUAAAAGCACGCGUCACAUUUGGGUUGUCUCAGAAUCCAAAACUGUCAUACUGUAAUUGUAUUGUUAUGAGUAGUUUGCGUGAGAGUUUGUUGUGAUGACGGAGUUUGAGUGGCCGGCAUCGUCAUCACUGUCACCACCAUCACCACCACCGCUGCCGCCACUGUCGCCACCCUCAGUGUGAAAAAGAAGAAAUGGCUUGUGACUCUGAUGGGUUCAUUUGAGAGAGACUGGCUCCUCCUGCACCCUUUAGCACACGUUUUUCAUCAUUUCCUCAGUAGUCAGCACUUAACGACUUGUUAAGCUGAAGUAGUAAUUAAUAUAAGUACGGUUGCCUCACCCAAAGACUUAUUGUUUUUACUCACAGUAUCUUAAACUUUAUCUUUUUUCGUAUAAUAAUUAUCAUCACUAUAGUGCCCAGUAUGAUUUCUGGUUUUGUAGUGUUUUUUCUUCUUGGUGUGUAUUUUUGACGCACUACUCAAUGAACUCUUUUCCGAAGCUUCGAAAAUUGUGAUGAAAGUCUUUGGGCAAACGGUAGUCGUGCGUGGUUGGGUCUGUCUGUCAGCCCGCCUUGUCUGUCCAUCUGUCUCGCCUGUCUGUCCCACUCCCUCUGUCCUCAGCAUCCGCCAGCCAGUCGCUCUGGGGUGACACGGAAAGUAAGGCCGAGUAUACUUGGUUAUACUAUUUGGAACUUACUAACUGUCUCUCUUUAUCCUUAACUACCCUUUGGAUCCUUUGGUUUCCCGUGCAUGCCUCCCCAGGUUGUGUGUCUUGUUCCCACUCCUUGGUUUUAGUCCUAGGUUAGAUUUUUUUUUUUUUUUUUUUGGUGAUAUCUUCCCAUACUUGUCCUUGGUGCUUGUAGUUAGCUAGGCAUUUCUUCUCCGCCUCGGGAACUUGGUUGUGCAGCCUGUGUCCUUAUCCUGCCUGAGUCCUCUGUUGUGUCGUUCCCCUGUUCUUUGAUUAUGUUCAUAUAGGUUAGACUUUUUUUUUUUUUUUAUCAUUCCUUUCACAUACUUGCCCUCAUUGCUUGUUAGUUAGCUAGGUUCUUCUUCCUCCAUUCCCCGGGAACACAGCGCAGCCAGAGUGUCAUCGCGUCAGGUUCCAUAUGGUAUUUACCUGGUCGUCGGCCGCCGCCCCCGGGACCGCCUCGCCUCAGUCCGGCAACGAUCAUGUUCGCCGCACGCCCACCAGCCCAUCCACGCAGCCAGUCACAUCGGCUUCGUCAUCUGGAGAACGCAUCUGACUGGCUGACGAAUUGGACAAGGUGGACAGACAGCGGGCAUUUUCGUAUCCUGACUACAGCUGGUGACCUGACUGGCGGUGCUGAUUGGCUGAGGGAAGACAAACACGAGACACGGAGACACGAGCGGCUGUCGACUUCCCAUUAUGUUUUUCGGCUUCAGAAACGAAAUGAAAGGAAAGGAAUGAUGAGUGACAUGUGAACCGCUGAGAAGAGAAAAUACGCAAGGCUUAUUUGACCACCACACCACCUGUCUGAGCAGCGAUACAACCCAGAGAAGUUCGGUGAUGAAUGUUACGCUUCCAACGAGACAGUCCUGAGUUGAUGGUAAUGAUACACGUUUGCGUUACGGUUUACCAGCUCACUCAAAAUACAAUGCUGCGUUGAAGGUAAUGGUAUAUGUUACUGCGUUUCGUUCCGCCAUGACACUGAAAAUAACUACAUUUCAACAAUUCAGAAUCGCCAGAAAUGAGCAACAGUAGAAAUACCUCACGUUGUGCCCGACGGUUGUUGCUCUUGGUGACCAGCCGCUACUAUUGUAACUACUUAACUGUUUCACGGAGAUCGACGGAAAGGAGCAGUCACUAACUCGUAGAAAGUCUCAUAAUUACUCCUCUGCAUCUAUAUAUAUAUUUAGCGAAUGAUGAGUUGUAACUACAUAUAUACGCGUACAACAGAAUAUAUCAAUGCCACUUGUGAUAAAAUGGUCGGGAGACGAGACUUUUACAUGACUGGGACUCGAGCACUCGAAUCUCUUUCCCGGUAGUUCGCAGAUUCACGGAACAUUGAGGCAAAAGAAUCUUGAACUCUUAAAAUAAACGACUCGACUCGCUCUGCUCCUGCCAACCUGACUUUUAACACUUUUACUCUGUAGCAUUAGUCUGACCUUUGCCUCCUGUAGGUGUGACCUUAGCGCCCCUGUGUUGUAGUUUUAGGAACACCCACCCACUCCCACCUUCGCUCAUUUUCCGCCACGGUUGCACAAGACGACUACCGUAGCUGAUGUUUUCCGAUACUUUUUUUUUCCCCUUUUUUCCCCAACCUUUUCCAUCCCUUCCUCCCCGUUCCCCGUCCCCUUCCCUCGCCUCUCCCCCGCGCACAUGUACCUACGUACGUAGCCGACGUUCCACAGUCUUAGAGAGUAAGUCUGUGUUUAAUCUCCUCGUGAUGUAUAGAUGCCAUUUCUCUGAGGCAGGUGUAAUUAUAUCGUGUGAAGAGGUCAUCUCGGUUUGACGCAUCUUGCUUUUCGUGUACGUAUGUAUGUAAUCAACAGUAAGUGCAUUAUUUUUUCUGUACAUUUUGAUGGCUUUGUUACUUUUUUCUGUUGCUGUCUUGCCCAGAUUGUGUGGGCUAGUUUUAAACAAAAUAAUCAAGUCAGAGAAAAAAAGAUGAAAAAUAAUCAUUAUCAUGGAGGUGCCUAUGUCUUAUUUCUCUAUAUUUUCGUAUGACCAAAGAAAUGCUUGAAACUUUUUGAAAUUUGUACAUUUUGUGUAGAUUUAAAAACAAAAAAUGGUAUGAACGAUAAUUUUUGUAGAUAUUUCCUCGAUGAACAAAAAAACUUACAUUUGGUUAAGGCUUUAAUGUAUCAUAAUAUUUACGUUACAUAAACCCAUUGCUGAUCAUGUUAUAGUCCUUUAUUUUAUUUUAUUCGCCCACGCUCAACGGUUAGUCCCGGCAGCAGGUACUAACGCUGCUUGGCGACUCACUGACUGACGAGACGCUGACUGGCCAGUAUAAACUCCUCAAUAUAACCCGCACCCUUGACAGCCCGUCGUAGCGGCCAGCCAGGCGUCCUCAGCGAGUCUUUCUCCUCAGUCAAGCAAAACAUGAAAUUCACCUUUUUGUGUUAAGUUAGGUCGAAAAAUCUACUCCCGGAGCCCGUCAAGUGGCCCUGCAUGUCUGUACUGUACUGUCGGAUGACGAACGCAGCAUAUCUUGGUUUAAACUAUUCACUGCUCUAUUACUAUGGUGAAUAAAUAUUGGUCAGGUAAAA
Molecule: messenger RNA, 11346 nt
Organism: Scylla paramamosain (green mud crab)
Lineage: Eukaryota; Metazoa; Arthropoda; Malacostraca; Decapoda; Portunidae
Cellular component (GO): cytoplasmic vesicle
Molecular function (GO): protein binding
Source: RefSeq, a predicted model, not a curated record